AUGAUGACACUGAUUCGCAAGACCACCCCAAUCCAGCUCGAUCUGUGCGGUUUGAGCUCAGACAUCGAGUUGUCAAGCCCUGUCCGACAGUUGACCGCACAGCCUAAAGACCCGGUGACCACUGUGAAGGCUGUGGGAGGUUCUGGUGCGCAGGAAUCGGGGUCGCCUAAAGGUGCUAAUGCAAGCGUCAAGUCUCAUCGUAGUAUGGGCUUCAGACCCAAUCAAAGUUCAUCUAAGAAACCAUGUAUACGAGAGAGGACCAUGGGGCAAGUACCCGACUUCAACGCAUAUGAGCGUCAGUCUUCGAAGAGAUUGAAGUCAGCCGAGGUAUACCUACUGUCGAAGGAAUUCGAUCGCAAGACAGCACCCUUCACCACUACUCAGCUCAAAGAAAAUGGCAAUGUGAUGCAUAUCGUCCCAUCUGUCACUGCCAAGACGACAUCCUCUACCAACAUUGUGCAGAGUUCGUUAGAUACUGUGACCCAGGUAAUUGCUACGCUUGGUCAGAAGCUCAGUGAAACGGAGCACGUUUUAAGAGAGGCCGAAGACAGGUCCUACCGCCUCGAGCUGGAGCUGGUAGCUGAAAGACAGUCACGCCGGGUCAAGGAUGCAAAGAUUGCAAGGUUGGAGAGGGAACUUGGGAACGAAAAGAAGAAUUGCCAAAUUCUGGAGGAUGCACAGAAGAAGUUGGACCAGAUCCAAGCACUGUGCGGUGGCCUUGGUGGUGGGGCAGAUCCGGGGCUCAAGCGGGAGUUGGGAAGAUAG
Plenodomus lingam JN3 is the source of this 765-nucleotide messenger RNA. RefSeq lists its product as uncharacterized. NCBI's taxonomy places the organism in Eukaryota, Fungi, Ascomycota, Dothideomycetes, Pleosporales, Leptosphaeriaceae. The record is from RefSeq and is a predicted model, not a curated record.